Molecule: messenger RNA, 843 nt
Organism: Caenorhabditis elegans
Lineage: Eukaryota; Metazoa; Nematoda; Chromadorea; Rhabditida; Rhabditidae
Gene: K09C4.7
Exons: 6
Coding region: 1-843 (280 amino acids)
Source: RefSeq, marked reviewed
AUGCCAAAGUAUCGAGGCAAAUAUGAAUCACCAGACAGCCGAUUGUCAAACUAUUUGGAAUCGGUGGAAAAUCAUAGCACCGUUCAUUGGGGCGAUGAAAAAUGCUCAUGGCAGUUACCCUGGCACAGAAGUCGAUAUUCCAAGGACCUAUUGAACCGCCUCCCUUAUCAAAAGAACAAACUGCCCAGUGAAAGGAAAAAUCAACAGCCGAUGAAACGAUAUGCUUUUCUUUCACCAGCACCAGAAGACCACAUUGUACUUGAUGCCACGAAAUGUCAAAAAGUGCCAGUCAAAUUGAGCAUUCCGGUUUUCGAAAAUGAAGGCAAUCCGCAUCGCCCAUCUCCUGAGCGUGUUGGAAAACUUCAUGAUAAGAAAAUGAGCACUGUUUGCCAGUCCAACAGUGGAUUGGAUACCUUUGAUUGGUUGACCGAGUUUAUUGGUGAGCAGUUGGACAACCUUGCAAACUUCACUCCGUGUGUCGAAAAUCAUGAAACGAAGCGUAGAAAAACUGAUGAUGCUGAAGAAAAUGCUACCAUAAACUUUAUCUGCACCCCAUUAUUAGUCAAUGUCCCAACAAAGCAAGCAACAUCACUUUCCAGCGUUCGAUUUGUAACAACGGACAGUUUGAGAAAUUCGUUGCCACGUCAUGAGAAAUUGAGAGCAUCCGUUUAUGACUUCGGAGAAAUGAAAGCUUUUCUGGAUAACGCCAACAUCGAAUUGGAAAAACUAUUUCUACCGCGUGAUUCUGGUCUGAUUCCAAUUCCGUCAGAGAUUCUAGGAAACAGCUUGCCAUCACAGACAGCACUUUCAAUGGCUGAAAAAAUCGAUUUUGUUGAAAACUAG